Messenger RNA from Aspergillus glaucus CBS 516.65, 1704 nucleotides. RefSeq lists its product as uncharacterized. Bases 310 to 1587 code for a protein of 425 amino acids. Lineage: Eukaryota; Fungi; Ascomycota; Eurotiomycetes; Eurotiales; Aspergillaceae. The record is from RefSeq and is a predicted model, not a curated record. Gene Ontology annotation, cellular component: fungal-type vacuole membrane. Gene Ontology annotation, molecular function: transmembrane transporter activity. The transcript is spliced from 3 exons. Gene Ontology annotation, biological process: transmembrane transport.
ACCAUACAAGAUACACUAUACAACAUGUGGUAGCCCUAAUCGAUGCUUCGGGAUCUGUCAUCGGUCAUCUUUGCCGGGCAGAGUCACCCUGCAGGCGUCAUCAAACCCUGCAGUAUAAUGGCGUGCGACAGUCAUCAUGACCGGUGAGCGUUAAGCUUACAAUGCUGACCGGAAAAGACGAGAUCAAGACUCGGUUAAAGCAGAUCCUAUGUUUUAGGACUCUCUCUCCCACUUCUGAUUUCUCUUCAAUCUUUGAGGCACCCCUCUUUCUUUUAUUCUAUCUAUAAUUUCCCUCUCGAAUCUUCAAAGAUGGCAUCUACUUCUACUUCCAGCAGCAGCUUAGCAGCAAAGGAACCCUUCGUGAGCUCUGAGCCCGAAGAGACCCCCGCCGAGAACACCCAAACCACAGUUUCAGAAGGAUCCUUCCUCGCCUGCUCCCAAGUCCUAGUCAGUCACCUUAUCGUGGUCAAUGGCUUCGGCUACUUCUCCUCCUUCGGCAUCUUUCAAUCACACUGGAUUGAUACUCUCGACCGUUCGAAUUCUGACAUCUCAUGGGUUGGAUCACUCUCGCUCUUUUUACUGUUCUUCCUGGGUACCCUUUCGGGUCCGAUUAUGGAUCGGGGGUAUUUGCGUCACCUACUUGUAGCUGGCUGCGGAUUUCAGAUAUUGGGCGUGUUUACCACCUCGGCUGUCUCGCAGUAUUGGCAGCUUGUGCUUUCGCAGGGCAUUGUGCAGGGCAUUGGAAAUGGCUUGCUAUUCACGCCGUGUAUCGCACUUGUGUCGACAUAUUUCACAAAGCGACGAGCUUUUGCGCUCAGUCUGGCUGCUUGCGGGGCACCGGUUGGAGGUGUCGUUUUCCCUAUUAUCGCGCAACAGCUGUCGCCGAAGAUCGGAUAUCCCUGGGCGAUUCGGGUGAUGGGCUUCAUUAUUAUAUUAGACUCGGUGCUCAUCGUUCUCCUGGCCCGGCCACGGCAGUUUAAGCGUACCAAGGGGCCUUUGGUCGAUCCGAAAGCAUUCAAGGAGCCGACGUACCUUUUCUUUGCCAUUGGGAUCUUCUUCACCCUCUGGGGUGUUUAUAUCGCUUAUUUCUACACGACCACCUUCGGCAAGGAAAUAAUUGGCAUCUCCGAGAAUGGCUCCCUCACCCUCCUCAUGAUCCUCAACGCCGUCGGCGUUCCAGGCCGGAUUAUCCCUUCUCUCUUAGCAGACAACUACUUCGGAACCUUCAAUACCCUUCUUCCAUUUGUCUGCGCCGUUUCCGUCCUUCUAUACGGCUGGAUUGGCGUAGAUUCCACGGGCGGUUUCUAUGGCUUCGUUGUAAUAUACGGUAUCUGCGCGAAUGCCGUGCAGACACUCUUCCCAUCUGCAUUGUCUCAGCUUACCACAGAUCUGAGUAAGGUCGCUUCCCGCGUUGGAAUGGUGUUUACGGUGGGAAGCUUUGCUUGUCUUACGGGACCGCCGAUUGCAGGGGUGUUGAUCAGUAAGAAGGGUGGUGAUUAUUUGUGGGCACAGUUAUUUGGGGGUACUUCUGUUAUUCUUGGGUUUGUGCUUUUGUCUGUGGCGAGGUGGGCGAAGGGGUGGUCUUGAUGUGUAUUCUGCAUAGACUGGUGUGCUUGGUAUGGACUGUGGAUUUGUUUUUGUGAUGUUUGGUAUUAUCUUAUUGGAAAAGCGUUGCAUUGCAUAGAAUAGAAUGUUCUCAACAUG